AUGCCAGCGGUUUUCUUCUUCAUCCUGCUCGUCGGUGGAAUCUCAAUGGACGAGGCACGCGACGGCGGAUGGAUUGACCCCGCGAUGGAACCUGCCACAGUCACGGAUCUGGUCAGUCUUUUUGAUUUCUCUCUGGUGCAUUGGAGCGAAUUACCGAAGCAAUUUGGCACCUGGGUCAGCAUGGUUUUCAUUGUGGCGUUUGGGUCCUGUUUGGAUAUCGCUGCUAUCGAGCUCGACAUGGACAAGAAACUCGACUUCAAUCAGGAGCUCAACACUGUCGGCUGGUCCAAUGUGGUGAGUGGUCUACUGGGUGGAUGCACGGGUUCCUACAUCUUCUCGCAGACCAUCUUUACGUACCGUUCGAAGACCAACUCACGAAUUGUCGGCGUGUGCGUGAUCAUCGCUGAGUCUGCUAUUAUGGUCGCGCCCAUUUCCGUCAUGAGCUACGUGCCACGGUUUUUCUUUGCAGCGACGCUCAUCUUCAUCGCCAUCGACCUCCUGAUUGAGUGGCUCGUGUUGGCACACAAGCAGAUGUCGCGGCUCGAAUAUGCUGUUCUGUGGGUGACUUUCAUUUGCGUGAACCUCGUGUCUCUUGAAAUGGGCAUAGCCAUCGGUGCCGGCGCUGCAAUUUUAAACUUCUUGUUUGGCUUCAUUCGCCUGCCUUACUGGAUCAGAAGAGCAAUGCUAUCGCAAAGCGGUGUAUAUUCGCAAGCCGGAAGUAGAUGA
Messenger RNA from Phytophthora infestans T30-4, 726 nucleotides. Its product is annotated as Sulfate Permease (SulP) Family. The record is from RefSeq and is a predicted model, not a curated record. NCBI's taxonomy places the organism in Eukaryota, Oomycota, Peronosporomycetes, Peronosporales, Peronosporaceae. Gene Ontology annotation, cellular component: membrane. Bases 1 to 726 code for a protein of 241 amino acids. The transcript has 3 exons.